Anastrepha obliqua is the source of this 2338-nucleotide messenger RNA. RefSeq names its product protein SPT2 homolog. Gene Ontology annotation, molecular function: DNA binding; histone binding. NCBI's taxonomy places the organism in Eukaryota, Metazoa, Arthropoda, Insecta, Diptera, Tephritidae. Gene Ontology annotation, biological process: regulation of DNA-templated transcription; nucleosome assembly. The record is from RefSeq and is a predicted model, not a curated record. Gene Ontology annotation, cellular component: nucleolus. The transcript has 5 exons. Bases 186 to 2036 code for a protein of 616 amino acids.
CAACAAAAAAUGAGAAAAUCUGCCAGUCGUCGUAAAAAUUUUGUACGUAAUUGAUCAGUUUCAUUUUUUCUGAAAACUUCAAAUAACACGAUUGUUUUCAAAACAUACCAUUGUCACAUAUUUAGUGCAACUUCAUAGUUAAACAGUCGAAAUCAGUGGACAAUAAAUACAGAGCAUUGUUCAAAAUGGAUUUUGGAACUUUGUUGCAUGUGGCGAAAAAAAAUAGUGAAAAUUCUAAAACUGAGGGUAAAUAUUACACCACUAAAUUUGCUCCUCCAAAAAAAGAGUCAAAGGAAAAAAAACUAUCUGCAAACAUACAAAAAUUUCUCCAAAAACGUGAGCAGCAGGAACGAGAACGUGAAAAGGAGAAGCAACAAAAAUUGGCGAAUUUGCUUGCAAUGCGCGAUGAAAAGUCCAAAAAUAAAAUUAGGAAAAUGCUUAAAGUUACAAAAUCUGCCAAUAAAUCUGUAUUAGAUGAUGCAGUCAACAACGACCACACAGCUGUUACGAUGACAGGUCCGGAUCAACCCGAUCAGGACGAUUACGGUUAUGUUUCGACUGAGGCAAACGCUUUUUAUGCUAAAUACAUUGAAAAAGUAAAAGAUGUUAAAGAAGACAAAGGGUUUGCACCAAGUAGACCGCAAUCUCUCAAAGAUCUUUCAGGAACAAAGGAGCGCGUGAAAGCUGCCAUUACGCGUGAAAUUGAAGAAAAGAGGGGUCACAAAGGGCAACGAAUAUCUACUAGCAGCACUAGUUUAAAUAGCAGUAGUAAAGAGCCAAGCAUAGUACGUUCAAGUUCAUCCAAACCACUUUAUGACCCCGAAAACGAACGACGUGAAGAAGAGCGGAAGAAACGUGAAGAGGAACAACAACGUAAAAAAAAUCGGAAACCACCACCACCUCCUAUGGACUUUCAAGCUUUACUUAAGUUAGCUGAGGUAAAACAACAUGAACCUGUUGAGGUAUUGCCAGUUGUGAAGAAAAAAGAACCGGAGCGUUUGUUGACUCUAAAGGAGAAAAAAGAACUAGAGGAGCGACAACGUGCAAAGGAAGCGCGUGAACGCAGAAACCGUGAACGGGAAAAAGAGCGUACUAGUGGUUCAAGCAACACAAAGGAACGACGAGAUAAUGGCAACAGUGGAUCAACAUCCAGUGUACCGGCGCGUAUGGAACCGAAUGGUCGUAUACCUAAGUUAAGUCAAACAACCAAAUCAAAUUCAGCAACUACCGCACAAUUACCAAGUACCAAAUCUGUCAUUACAUCCGCUAAAAGUUCGACUGCCAUUAGCGGGCCAAAUUGUAUGAAGAAGUCAUCUUCUUCGGCUUUAACUUCAUCAUCGUCACAAAAAGAAGCUGGGAAUUCGCGUGAGAGAUGCUCAUCAUCAUUAGCUGUGCCACCCGCAUCAACAAAUGCCAAACAAUCGUCUUCCGUUACAAAUAAAUCAGUGGCAUCUUCCUCAAUAAAUUCAAAAUCGGCAUCAUCGUCCAGUGCCUUAGUCAGCAGCAGCAGCGCUAAAAAUUCUCAUGGUAGUUCCUCAAGUAAAAAUCCGUAUACCGGCGCACCUCGCGAAUUUCCACCACGUGAUAUGAAAUCGGCGAAACCGCGACAGUUCCCUCCACCUGAUGUGCAAAAGAUAAGGCAGUUUCCCCCGCCAGAUGUGCAAAGGACACGACAGUUUCCACCACUAGAUGUGCACCGAAGUCGUGUGAAAGAUACCAAGAAGCCCCAAUCAAAUAAAAGACUGCGUAUAGAGGAUGAUGAUUCUGAAUACGAUUCGGAAAUGGACGAUUUCAUUGACGAUGGGGACGAAGAAGAAGAUUACUCAUCACACAUACGGGCUAUCUUUGGCUAUGAUAAAAAAAAGUAUCGUGAUAUGGAUGACGAAGAUGAUGCCGCAAUGGAAUCAAAUUUUGCUCAAGUACAACGCGAGGAGUAUAUUAGUAAGAAGAUUGGCAUACAAGAGGACUUGGAAGACAUGAAAUUGGAGGCAAUAGAAAAGCGGCGUAAAAUGUUGGCUAAAAAACGAAAAGUCUAAUUAAAUGCUUGUGAAUGCUGGAGUACACAUUUGUUGAUCUUUACGUGAAUUUGAUUUAAAUUACUUUUGAUUGGUUGUUUUAAACUUUAUGUCAGCCUACUAACUUUGUUACACAUUUUAUUUGUUUUCAGUGCGAAUCGCAUUAAUUUUGCUUAGCAUAUUUUAGCCGCAAUAUUUUUAUAUCUACCUAUUGUACAUAAAUAUACAUAUGUAAGUUACCCAUAAAAAGUAUAUUUGAAAAGUAUGCAGUACAUACAUAUAUACAUAAUGGAAAGUGAGAAAAUAAAAGUACUCGAAAAUGA